This is a messenger RNA of Gavialis gangeticus (Gharial), 2185 nucleotides long. RefSeq names its product mast cell immunoglobulin like receptor 1 (gene MILR1). The transcript is spliced from 9 exons. Bases 631 to 1986 code for a protein of 451 amino acids. Gene Ontology annotation, biological process: cell surface receptor signaling pathway. Gene Ontology annotation, molecular function: transmembrane signaling receptor activity. The record is from RefSeq and is a predicted model, not a curated record. Lineage: Eukaryota; Metazoa; Chordata; Crocodylia; Gavialidae.
AGGGAUUGUUUCUUUCCAAGAACAAAGCAAGCAAAAUUGUUCCACAGUUAUGUAGCAUUCCCUUGGUUAUAUAUAGUCUGUUAGACUGUGUUGUAAUAAGCCUGUAGGACAUUCAGCUCUUCCACAUGCUUCCUUGCUAUGGCAAAGGGAAACCACAAAAGAAGUCUCCUAACUCCUAAAUGAGGCAUGUAAGAAAGUGGCAAGAACCCAGACUCCUUGGGCAUGUCUACACAUGUGCUUUAAUGUGUAUUAGCCUAUGUUUUAAAGAGCAUUAAAGUAUCACAAAAAACUGUGCUCUUUAGCUAAUACACAUUAAAAUAAACUAAUGCACAUUUUCCUAGUACCUCACAAUGGAGAUCCUAGAUUUAAUGUGCAUUACCUAAAGUGCAGUAAUUGAACUUGUAGAUGUGCCUCUUGUUACAUCUCUGCUCUAGCCGCUAGAUGCUAAAACCUUCCCUAGGCAGGAUCCAGACAGAUUCUGACAAAUUAUGUUAAUGUUACCAGAAAACACCCUCUUGCUGUUUCCAUAAUUAGAACUUCCUUAAAUCUUGUGCCGUCCCCUUUAAAGAUCUCUUUACCAGCAAAACCUGGGCUUUCUCUACUUAAUAGCGUCUUCAUUUUUGUGAGAAAAUGCUUACAUUUAUGACUCUCCUGGUCUUUCUGUUAUCCCACUUUCAAGCCACUCAACAAACUGAAAAUUCAAAAGAGAAUGACAAUGAAGAAGCACUUCCAAAACUAUCAAUGGAUAUUUCCCCUUUCACUACAAUUGAAGAAGGAACAUGGCUGAACAUCACUUGCUCCUACAGAUCAAGGUGUACCACUGGGAAAGCAAGAAUGGGCAUUCACAAGGAUGGAGAAAAAAAGGACCUCACACUUUCAUAUGAUUCUGCAAAAUGUUAUGGCAGCUACAUCAAAGAAUCAGCGAAUGUCUCAGAUUCAGGAGCAUAUAAAUGCCAAUGGUCAAGCAACAAUUACACAGAAGAAACAGAACCCAGUCAGAUCAUUGUAAGAGAGCUGCUAUCUAAUCCUGAGCUCAAGCUACUCAAGGGAAGCUCGGAGGUAAUGAUAGGCCAGAAUGUGACGAUUACUUGCUUAUCAGACUCUGGCUCUCUUCCAGUUAACUAUACUCUUUUUAGAGACAAUCAGAAACUAUUCACUGAAACCAUGAAUGUGCGGAGGCCAGCUACGUUUAUCUUAACUAUCAAGUCCGCAAGUGAUAUAGGCAAAUAUACAUGCAAAGCCACAAAUGAAAUCCUCAAGGAAGCAAAAUACAGCAAGAGUUUCAACUUUACAUUAAUAGAAGCUGUGUCCCAACCAGUGCUGAGCUCACCCACUUCCCGAGUUAAGACAGGCCAGAACGUGACCCUCUUUUGUCUCUCAGAGAAUGGCUCUCAUCCUAUCACAUACAGAUUUUUUAGAGGAAAUAAGAGUAUAUCACCUCCUAUAUGUGUAGAGGGGAAGGCAGCUGCUAAUAUUUCUUUAACUAUCAAUUCUUCCGAUGUUUUGGGUGACUAUAAGUGCAAAGCUGAAAACAAAAUUCCCAAUUCAAAGAAAUACAGCAACAGUCUCAGGUUUACCCUGUCAGAGAAGGCAGGCAUCUCCUAUCUACUCUGCAUUUCUCUUGUGGUCUUCCUCCUGCUGGUGGUAACGGUGAUUGCCGUGGCAAUUCCAUUUCUCUUCCUUCCUUGGUAUAAAGCAAGAAAAUUGAAGUCACCUAAAUCAGCCACUGGUUUUGUUUCAGACCAGACAGAGUUAGAAAACUGUGUGAUAUACACUGAGAUUGCAAAUGAUGAAUCUGAUCAACAGCAAUACGCCAACAUUUCAAUUAUUAGAAAAGAGAAAGGAGAUAAAAGAGUGAGCUUGAGCACAGAUACAGUCGACUACUCUGAAGUUUUCAUAAGCAGAAUACAAGGUAAGUUCUCUUUGAUGAUAUAUGAGAAAACAAAUUAUAAAAUAUUUAAAAAAAGAGAACCUCUACUUCUAUAGGCUUGUGCUAGCAUGAGCACUGAGCCUGCACUGGAAGAAAAGCAAAUAUAUGGCAGCCUUUCAAAUAAAGAAAAAGAAGAAACGUUUUUUUCUUUGCUUCAGGAGGUAGGACCUGUGCCAAUGGAUUUAAAAACUGGGAAAGCAGAUGCAGACCAAAACUAAGGGAUAACUUUUUACAGCCAGGGAGGACAAUAGAACA